GUAGAUCAAUCACAGGUAGAACAAUGACAGGCUUUCACAGUGAUUGACCAGAACAGAGAUGGCAUCAUCGACAAGGAGGAUCUGAGAGACACAUUCGCAGCUAUGGGCCGCCUGAACGUAAAGAACGAGGAGCUCGAUGAGAUGGUGAAGGAAGCUUCUGGACCCAUCAACUUCACCGUCUUCCUCACCAUGUUCGGAGAGAAGCUGAAGGGUGAGCCAGUCUUCUCAUCAAUCUCUUCUUCUUCUUCUCGCCAGAUCAAAAACAUGUGGACAGCAUUUCCCCCCGAUGUGGCCGGCAACGUAGACUACAAGAACAUCUGCUAUGUCAUCACCCACGGUGAGGACAAGGACCAGGAGUAAAUGGUGUGAAGGUUCACCCUGCGGGCUGUGCGCCCCGACACCCAGCGCAGCGCCCCACUGCUGUAUAUUGCGUAUUUUGUAAAUUGACCCAUCAGAUACAAAACUGUAAUUUAUUCUGUCCGGUGGGACGAAAGGGGGCCUUUGACUGGCUGCCCCGUUCUCCUUCUGCCCGGUAGCCCCGCCCUCCGGUAGCCCCGCCCUCCCGAAGCCCCGACUAUUUUCUCUACGACGUCUUAAGCUGGAACCACGGAAUCCUCAGGGGAAGUUCUCAAUAAAAGUUCAUUUUUAUUCUAAA
This is a messenger RNA of Nanorana parkeri, 655 nucleotides long. RefSeq names its product myosin regulatory light chain 2, skeletal muscle isoform-like. The transcript has 4 exons. The annotation marks the transcript as partial. Gene Ontology annotation, cellular component: cytoplasm. Gene Ontology annotation, molecular function: calcium ion binding. Gene Ontology annotation, biological process: skeletal muscle tissue development. The record is from RefSeq and is a predicted model, not a curated record. NCBI's taxonomy places the organism in Eukaryota, Metazoa, Chordata, Amphibia, Anura, Dicroglossidae.